Messenger RNA from [Candida] anglica, 1422 nucleotides. Lineage: Eukaryota; Fungi; Ascomycota; Pichiomycetes; Serinales; Debaryomycetaceae. The record is from the annotation of a GenBank genome assembly.
AUGAGCGGGGGUACUCAAGAUUCGAUAAAUACAGAGAAAGUCACUUAUCUACUUGGGUUGCUUGGUAGACAAAGGUCUGUUAGUGAACUCAAUCCAGAUCUUUCCGAUUCAGAUUUUGAAGACAUCGCCAGUGAAGAAGACGAACUCCAUAAAGAUUCAGAUAAGAAAGUGUAUACAAUGUUGAGUCAAAUGUUAACGAAGCCACCAGUGGUGGAAGACUCAUAUGAAUCGUCCACCACAGACUCUCAGAGUGCAGUAGAGGAUGUCAUCACAGGAAUCUACACUGAUUUAAUCGAGAUGUCCGAGCUGAACUUGGUGAGAAACGAUCCAUUCAAUCUAAAAGUGCAUGUCAAGUACGCGGAAAAAUGUCUCACACUGCCAUUCCCACCACAAUACGUUGGAUAUGAUGCUAAUCAUGGUUGGAUGCUUUAUUGGUUGGUCAAUUUUUUGCGAACUAUGAAUCGUCCUGUAGAUGAAUCUGUCUCAAAGUUAGUGACAGACAAAAUCUUAAGGGUUACUAUCAAUGAAGGACUAGGAGGUAUUGGAGGAGGUCUGGGACAAAUUGGACAUGCUGCAUCGAUGUAUGCAUCAGUGCUUGCACUCGUUUUAGUGGAAGAUUUCGACACCUUGAAUCGUAUAAGACACAACCUCUAUAAAUGGAUGAUGAGUUUAAAGAAGGAUAAUGGAUCAUUUUCAAUGCACCCUGGUGGGGAAAGUGAUACCAGGUCUACAUAUUGCAUCUUGGUGAUUGCAUCACUUCUAAAUAUUCUUGAUGAGCAACUAUGUAAAGAUACAGCUUCAUGGUUAGCAACCUGUCAAACCUAUGAAGGAGGAUUUUCCGGUAUUCCAAAUACAGAGGCUCAUGGAGGAUAUACAUUUUGUGCAAUUGCUAGCUACUUUGUAUUGUUAGGAAAGGGAGAAGGUCUGUUCAAAGAGAGAUUAAACAAUGUAAUUGAUGUGGACAAUUUACUUCGUUGGACUGCUAUGCGUCAAUACCACCUUGAAGGUGGGUUUUCUGGGAGAACAAAUAAACUUGUGGAUGCAUGCUACAGUUUCUGGAUUGGUGGCAUAUUCCCACUUCUUGAGAUGUCGCAAAAUACCAAUGGAUCGUUGUUUGAUCGAGAUGCAUUGAGAACAUAUAUCCUCAACUGCUGUCAGGACAGUCGCGGAGGGUUAAGAGAUAAGCCAGGUAAGCUGCCAGAUUUCUACCACUCUAACUACACCACACUUGGACUUAGUAUAGCAGAACAUGAAUACCUGUUCAUGGCACAAACCAAGCCUGCUAAUAAUGACGAUUAUGCAUAUCUCGUAGAUAGUGUGAGAGUAAGAGAUGGAGAUUGUUCUGCUAUCAAUCCAAUUUUUGGAUUACCACUUGGUGUUGCAGAAAAGUGUAAAGAAUAUUUCAAAUUAGCCGAUAAAUAA